Molecule: messenger RNA, 873 nt
Organism: Parasteatoda tepidariorum (common house spider)
Lineage: Eukaryota; Metazoa; Arthropoda; Arachnida; Araneae; Theridiidae
Gene: sing
Product: MARVEL domain-containing protein sing
Cellular component (GO): membrane
Source: RefSeq, a predicted model, not a curated record
UGAUCUUCAUCUUCUCGGGAUUCUUGAACGCAGAGCACGUACCCGAACGAUGCCUACUAUAAUGAUGACCACGAUGCCGGCGGUUACGCAGCAAAAACAAUGCUGCUCGCUGCAUACUGAUUUCCUGUCCAGACAAACUGGACUGUGUAAGCUUGCGGAAAUUAUUUUUGGUGGGAUAUGCGUCGGACUCAUGAUUACUUUUGGCACGCCAGUCUGGAUGACUUUAGGCAUUGCUUAUCCUAUUUUUCUAGUCAAUGCUUCUGCUUCGCUGAUAUCUACAUCAGUUAGUCUCUUCUGCUAUAUUACGUCUGAAUACACCUACAGAGCUGUCAGGACAACCGUUCUGGAAGUCUAUCAGAAUGCAGUGGCAGCCAUUUUGUAUGCAGUGGGUUCUUCAUUUCUAAUUAUGCAAACUUCAUUCUUUUUAUGGCCUAUGUACAUCAUUAUUCCAUACUUUCAAGCUUAUCCAGCACUCAUGACUGCAGGAGUGUUUGGGUGCCUAUGUUCUUUUAUACAUGCAGUAGAUAGCUAUUGUGCCUACAAGACAUUCCGCAGUGUUCGUUAAAGAGAUAGCAGUCCGUUAGACGGAAAAUUGAAGAAAAAAUUCUUAUAAUUUUUCCAAAACAUUUUCCGCAAUGUUUAGCUAAUUAUUUAUGAGAAAAUGUUUUGCUUGUUUGAACGUGUUUUGUAGAACAAUGUCUGAUUAUGUAAUAUGUAUUUAAUACACUAAACAAAGAAUGCACUGUAAAAAAAUUCCGGAUCAAAUUACGGUAAAAGGUUGUGGUACAAUGAGUGCAGCAUCUGUAAAAUACAUUUUACCGCAAAAUCUAUUUUUACCGUAAUAUUUUAUAUCGUAAUUUUUACAAUAAUAUU